Molecule: messenger RNA, 255 nt
Organism: Coregonus sp. 'balchen'
Lineage: Eukaryota; Metazoa; Chordata; Actinopteri; Salmoniformes; Salmonidae
Source: the annotation of a GenBank genome assembly
AUGACGUCUAUGGCAGGUCGGCUGGCCCGCCAGCAGGAGAGGGACAACGGUGCGGGAACCAACCAGCAGGCGGUGAAGUACCUCCAGCAGGACCAUGAAACGCUGCUUCAGGACUGUCUGGAGACUGGGAGUCUGUUCCAGGACCCCUCCUUCCCUGCAGAGAGCAAGUCUCUGGGCUACAAAGAGCUCGGGAAGUACUCCGCCAAGACCAAGGGGCUGAUGUGGAAGAGACCCACGGUAAGAGACCACUUUUGA